CCCAAGUCUGCGGAGCGCGGUGCAGCCAUGGAGGCGUCUGAGACCGAGUUGGAAGCCGCAACCCUGAAGGUCCUGGAUGAAGCAGCACAUGUGCUAGAACCCAUGGGCCUGCAGGAAGAGACAGAAUUGCCGGCCAGGAUCUUGGCUGAAUUUGUGAGGAACUCCAGAAAGAAAGACAAACUACUUUGCAGCCAGCUUCAGGUAGUUGACUUCCUGCAGAAUUUCCUGGCUCAGGAGGAUACUGCCCAGGGCCUGGACCCCUUGGUUUCUGAAGAAAUGAGCCGACAGAAGGCCAUUGCAGCCAAAGAACAAUGGAAAGAGCUGAAAGCCACCUACCAGGAGCAUGUGGAGGCCAUAAGAAGUGUCCUGUCCCAGGUGGAGGAGGCACAGAGGAAGCGAAUCCAGCUCCAGGAGGCCUUUGAGCAGCUCCAGGCUAAGAAACACAUGGCCAUGGAGAAAUUCAGAGCAGCACAGAAGCAGUGGCAGCUGCAACAGGAGAAGCAUCUACGGAAUCUGGCAGAAAUUUCUGCAGAGGUAAAGGAACAGCAGAUAGCAACUCGGCAACAGCUUGAGCGAUUGAAUCAGGAACUUGAAACUCUAAAACAGCAAGAAGGGCAGGAACAAGACAAACUACAGAGGCACCAGACUUUUCUCCAACUGCUCUAUACCCUACAGGGUAAAUCCUCUGUCCCUGAGUCUGAAGACAAAGCUACCAUAGGAGCUGCCCCUGCACCUUCAUCUCCCUAAGGGUGUGGAAAGAGAGGGGGCUUCUGGUUUACCUCUUUUUCCAUCUGAGGUCUGCUGUUUGUCCAGUCGAGAAUCGAGUUUGGAAGUGGAAAAAAACAUGUUACAGUUGAAGGGUUGAAACUUAGCACAUUGUUCUCAUGCCUGACUCUCCAAGGGUAACUCUUGCUUUCUUCUCCAGCAGAGUGGACUGUGAACUGUUUCUGACCAUUAUAAUUUCUAGUGUGUGGGUUUUUUUUUUUUUUCGAAUUACAAACUCCAGCUGUCUCUGUUACUUAUUUGUUACUCUCAUAAGAUGGUGGGAUGAAUAACAGUCAAUCAAAAGCUAUUUAACAUUACAACAGCUGGGACUGGUAUUAAUGAAUGGAGAGAAAAUGGGUGGUCUGAUUAGUUGUUUGCUCGGAUCAUAUGAGGCAGAUAUUUUGAGCUUAAUUCUAAGUGGUUAGACCGGAGAAAACAAUUUUAUUGAUUCA
Molecule: messenger RNA, 1217 nt
Organism: Dipodomys ordii (Ord's kangaroo rat)
Lineage: Eukaryota; Metazoa; Chordata; Mammalia; Rodentia; Heteromyidae
Gene: Zwint
Product: ZW10 interacting kinetochore protein
Exons: 8
Coding region: 28-747 (239 amino acids)
Biological process (GO): mitotic sister chromatid segregation; mitotic cell cycle checkpoint signaling; establishment of localization in cell
Cellular component (GO): dendrite; kinetochore; nuclear body
Source: RefSeq, a predicted model, not a curated record